AUGUAUCCCUCCUCCUCAGGUCAUGCAGAUGAUGAACCUCCAAGUAAAGGGAAGAAAAAAAAGAAAAAAAAGGAGGAAGAAAUUGACAUUGAUGUGGAUGAUCCAGAAGUUAGCAGAUUCCAAUACCCCUUCCAUGAACUAAUGAUCUGGGCUGUACUAAUGAAAAGGCAGAAGAUGGCUCUCUUUCUGUGGCAGCGUGGAGAAGAAACCAUGGCAAAAGCACUGGUAGCAUGUAAACUAUACAAAUCAAUGGCUCACGAGUCCUCUGAAAGUGAUCUUGUAGAUGACAUUUCCCAAGACCUGGACAACAAUUCCAAGGAUUUUGGUCAAUUGGCUGUGGAGCUUUUGGAUCAGUCUUACAAACAUGAUGAGCAGGUUGCCAUGAAACUAUUGACUUAUGAACUUAAGAACUGGAGUAAUUCAACUUGUCUGAAACUAGCUGUGGCUGCCAAACAUCGAGACUUUAUAGCACACACUUGCAGCCAGAUGCUUUUGACAGAUAUGUGGAUGGGGCGACUGCGCAUGAGAAAGAACCCAGGUCUUAAGGUAAUAUUAGGGAUUCUUUUUCCACCAACCAUUUUGUUUCUGGAAUUCCGGUCCCAUGAUGACCUUUCAUUUCAUACCUCAAAAGAAUAUGAAGAAGGAAAAGAGAAAGAAGAGGAUAACAUAGAUGGGAAUGCUGAUGCCAAUUCUCGGAAAGGAGAUGAAGAGAAUGGACAUAGAAAGCAAAGGAGUAUUCCUAUUGGCACAAAGAUCUAUGAGUUCUACAAUGCCCCGAUAGUCAAAUUCUGGUUUUAUACAAUUUCCUACUUAGCAUAUUUAAUGUUAUUUAAUUAUAUUAUUUUGGUGAAGAUGGAGCGAUGGCCUUUAUUUCAAGAGUGGAUUGUCAUUUCAUAUAUCGUAACACUCGCACUUGAGAAAGUGAGAGAGAUUCUAAUGUCUGAACCAGGCAAGCUGAGCCAGAAAAUAAAGGUCUGGUUACAAGAAUAUUGGAAUAUCACUGAUCUCGUGGCCAUUUCUGUGUUUAUAAUCGGAGCAAUUCUUAGACUGCAAAAUCAGCCAUACAUGGGAUAUGGAAGAGUCAUAUACUGCGUGGAUAUUAUCUUUUGGUAUAUUCGAGUUUUGGAUAUAUUUGGAGUCAACAAAUACCUCGGACCUUAUGUUAUGAUGAUUGGAAAAAUGAUGAUUGACAUGCUGUAUUUUGUGAUCAUCAUGCUGGUUGUGCUGAUGAGUUUUGGUGUGGCAAGACAGGCUAUUUUACACCCGGACGAGGAGCCAUCAUGGAGGCUAGCCCGCAACAUCUUUUACAUGCCAUACUGGAUGAUCUACGGAGAGGUGUUUGCAGACCAGAUUGACCUAUACGCAAUGGAGAUAAAUCCUCCGUGUGGGGAAAACCUGUAUGAUGAUGAUGGGAAACGUCUUCCUCCAUGCAUUCCUGGUGCUUGGCUCACCCCAGCGAUCAUGGCCUGUUAUUUAUUGGUGGCAAACAUCCUCUUAGUAAACUUGUUAAUAGCAGUAUUCAAGUGUGGAAGUUCCAGCGGUACCAGCUUAUCAUGACAUUCCAUGACCGACCCGUUUUACCACCUCCAAUGAUAAUCUUUAGCCACCUCUACAUCAUUCUGAAGCGCCUUUGUUGCCGCUGCAAAAAAGGACAAGAAGGAGAACUGGAUGAGCGUGACAGAG
Bufo gargarizans (Asiatic toad) is the source of this 1683-nucleotide messenger RNA. RefSeq names its product transient receptor potential cation channel subfamily M member 1-like. NCBI's taxonomy places the organism in Eukaryota, Metazoa, Chordata, Amphibia, Anura, Bufonidae. The transcript has 11 exons. Gene Ontology annotation, cellular component: membrane. Gene Ontology annotation, molecular function: calcium channel activity. Bases 1 to 1557 code for a protein of 518 amino acids. The record is from RefSeq and is a predicted model, not a curated record. Gene Ontology annotation, biological process: calcium ion transport into cytosol.